AAUAAUGUAGAUGGCGCUAUAAUCUUUUUAUGUAAGCGAACCUGUCAAAAGUGUGGUUUAUUUAUUAAGUUUAUUAUUGCAAAAAUAAGCAUUGAAACGUGAUGAAACAGCGUUUAAAUGGUGCUCAAUUCCAAUUUAAAUCGAUAAAUCAAAAAAAUAAGCUUCAUAAAGUUAUGGAUCCUAGCUUACCCAAUAUCCCCCCGCCUGGGUUUGUAGCCCCCGCUGGAAUUGGAACGCCGCCGUUAUUACCCCCAAUCGGGGCUUUCCCCCCGAUGAUUACGCAAUUUAGCGUCCCACCACCCGGAUUCGGAAAUUACCCACCCCCGGCGGGUUCGAACACCCAACAAGAGCAAUGGUCGGAACAUAAAGCACCCGAUGGGAGGACUUAUUAUUAUAAUGCGGUGACAAAGCAGAGUUUGUGGCAAAAACCGGAUGUUUUAAAAACACCUUCUGAGUUAUUAUUAUCGCAAUGCCCCUGGAAAGAAUACACAACGGAUAAUGGAAAGAUUUAUUAUAAUAAUGUUAACACAAAAGAGUCCCGUUGGACGAUUCCGCCGGAAUUAGAAGAAAUAAAAAAUAAAAUUGCAGCUGAGGAUAAAAAAAAUGUUUCUCCCAAUGAGUCAAGUCCUUUAACGACGUUCCCCGCAACAAAUUUAUCGACGGUUUCGCCAAAUACGACUUCGAGUGCAAGCCCCGGUGGGAAAAGUGCGUUAGAAGCUUCAAUGGCUGCAACAUUAGCUGCAAUUUCGCUCCCAAUUCCUCCCCCAAAGCCUGAUGAAGACUCAAACCCUUCGAUUCACCCCGAGCUUCCAAUAAAAGACUCUCGCAACUCAACCCCUGAACCGAAAGUUUAUAAAGAUAAAAAAGAGGCGAUGGAAGCCUUUAAAGAGUUGCUAAAAGACAACAACGUUCCUUCGAACGCAUCUUGGGAGCAAUGCAUAAAAAUAAUUCAACACGACCCCCGAUAUGAAUCAUUAAAACGUUUCAACGAACGAAAACAAGUUUUUAACGCGUAUAAAACUCAAAAACAAAAAGAUGAGAAAGAAGAGAGUCGAUUGAGGGCGAAAAAAUCGAAGGAGAAUCUCGAACAGUUUUUAUUAACCACCGAUCGGAUCACCUCAGCCACUAAAUAUUAUCGGUGUGAUGAAAUGUUUUCUACAAUGGAUCUUUGGAACGCAGUAAGCGACUCAGAUAGACGCGAUAUUUACGAAGACGUCAUGUUUGCGCUUGCUAAGCGAGAAAAGGAGGAGGGAAAAGUGUUAAAAAAAAGAAACAUGAAGAAAUUAAGGGAAGUUUUAGAUAAUAUGAUGGAAAUUAAGUACGAUACGACUUGGAAUGAAGCCCAAAGCAUGCUUUUAGGAAACGAGACUUUUAAAAACGACGUUAAUUUACUUGCCAUGGAUAAAGAGGAUGCUUUAAUCGCCUUCGAGGAGCACAUCAGAGAAUUAGAAAAAGAAGAAGUCGAGGAAAAAGAGCGGGAAAAGAAGCGCCAAAAGCGACAAUGUCGAAAAAAUCGCGAUCAAUUCAUUAAUUUAUUAAACACGUUACACGAAGAAGGGAAAUUAACUUCGAUGUCACUUUGGGUGGAAUUAUAUCCGAUUAUUUCGGCGGAUGUCCGAUUUUCAGCUAUGUUGGGGCAAAACGGAACCACCCCCCUUGAUUUAUUUAAAUUUUACGUGGAAAAUUUAAAGGGGCGUUUCCACGAUGAAAAAAGAAUCAUCAAAGAGAUACUUAAAAAUAAAGAAUUCGAAGUUAGAGUUGAUACAACUUUUGAGCAAUUCGCAACCGUCGUUUGUGAAGAUAAAAAAUCGUCCUCGUUAGACGCCGGGAAUGUAAAAUUAACCUACAACUCGUUACUCGAAAAAGCCGAGGCGAAAGAAAAGGAGCGCCUUAAAGAAGAAAAUAAAAGAAUCAAAAAAUUAGAGAACGAUUUUAAAAAACUUUUACGAGAAAUGAACAUUAAUUUUGAUCUCUCCUGGGAUGAAGUUAAAGAGAAAUUGGCGAAUGAGGAAGAGUUUCAAGCUUUUGCAUCCGAUUCGGAACGAUCUAAAGUUUAUAAGGAUUUUCAACACGAAAUGGAAGAAUCUUGUAGUCACCAUCAUUCAAGAUCGAGGAAAUCGAAAAAAUCGAAAAAAAAUAAAAAAUAUAAAUCGUCGAGUAACUCCGAUUCCGAUUCGGAAAAGAAAAAGAAACAGCACCGAUCUCGAACGGCGACCCCCGUUUCCGAUGAGAGCACCGAAGAAUAUAAAAAACGUAAAUCGAAGAAAAAACACAAAAGAAAAAGUCCAUCCAGGAGUCCAACUGAUGAACAUUCCUCCCGAAGAGCAGCGAGAAGAACUUCCGAUGGGGAUGGACACCGAGGCGAUUUGAGCGAAACCGAACUCGAAAAGCAAAGGGCGCUCCUUCUCGCGCAAUUAAAAGAACCCGAAAGCGAUUAAUUCGUAUUUCGCGGAAUUUUUUUAAGAAGAACAUAACCUCAAUUAAAAUUUAUUAAAAAAUAA
Molecule: messenger RNA, 2501 nt
Organism: Onthophagus taurus
Lineage: Eukaryota; Metazoa; Arthropoda; Insecta; Coleoptera; Scarabaeidae
Source: RefSeq, a predicted model, not a curated record